Panicum virgatum (switchgrass) is the source of this 709-nucleotide messenger RNA. RefSeq lists its product as uncharacterized. The transcript has 2 exons. Lineage: Eukaryota; Viridiplantae; Streptophyta; Magnoliopsida; Poales; Poaceae. The record is from RefSeq and is a predicted model, not a curated record. The coding region runs from base 230 to 616 and encodes 128 amino acids.
CUGCCCCUCAUUUCUCUACCUCUCAUCAUCUCUCUCUACCUUUAUCCUCGGCGCGAGGGUCUCCGCAGCGGCGAGGAGCUUUGUGGCGGGCGAGCAACUCCCGGCCGGCGAGGCCCCUCCCUGCUCUGCCCCUCCCCUCCUCCCUCACCGACGAGCACCCGCGCCACCUCGCCAAGAAUCACCUCCUUCGCCAAGAAACCACCACCUGCUUCGCCAAGAAACUGGCCGGAUGGAGAAGAGGAUGGACGCGGAGGCGGAUCCGCGGCCAGAGCAGCAGCAGGACAGGGGAGGUGGAUGUGGAGCGGAAGGACGGCCCACCACGUCCUCCGUGACCAGAGUGGGAGAGCAGCAGCAGGCUGCCGCGGCCAGCCACCAAGAGUUGUUGCGGUCGCACGUGCACGGCGAGGCCGAGGACGGGAGCGCCGCCGCGGAGGGGCCGCAAUUCCGGCCAUGGGUCUGCCUGCAAGUUUCUUUGGGAAGGAAAUCUGUUCUCGUGGAUGAUUUGUGUGAUCCUGCUCUUAGGAACCGAGCCGGCCGCCCGAGCGCCGGCAGCAGGAGCUCGGAGAAGCCGCCGCCGUGGGUGAUUUUUUUCUCUUUUUUUUUCUUAUUUUUCUGAAAUAGCGAUGCAUAUGGAAUUGUAUAGAUUGUAAGAUGAUCGAUUCUUUGAAUGAUUUGUGAAAUCUAUGGAUUGUAUCUAUAUUUUAUGGUU